Molecule: messenger RNA, 1653 nt
Organism: Etheostoma cragini (Arkansas darter)
Lineage: Eukaryota; Metazoa; Chordata; Actinopteri; Perciformes; Percidae
Product: cytochrome P450 2K1-like
Exons: 9
Coding region: 68-1591 (507 amino acids)
Biological process (GO): xenobiotic metabolic process
Cellular component (GO): intracellular membrane-bounded organelle; cytoplasm
Molecular function (GO): oxidoreductase activity, acting on paired donors, with incorporation or reduction of molecular oxygen, reduced flavin or flavoprotein as one donor, and incorporation of one atom of oxygen; iron ion binding; heme binding
Source: RefSeq, a predicted model, not a curated record
ACACUCAAAACUACAGGCUCGAGGAGGACACAUAUUUUGUCAGUGAGGUGGCAACUUCAGACAAGUCAUGGGGGUAUUAGAACCGUUUCUCCAGUCCUCCAGCUCUAUCUCCCUGUUGGGGGGUCUUGUUGUCCUGCUACUCGUCUACCUUGUCUGCUCCUCUAGCUUCAGCUCCAAGGAAGACAGAAAGGAACCUCCAGGACCAAAACCAUUGCCUCUAAUAGGGAACCUGCUGCAGCUUGAUCUUAAGAGACUCUACAGCACAUUACUGAAGCUUUCCAAGACAUACGGAUCAGUGUUCACUGUGCAUUUGGGACCCCAAAAAGUGGUUGUGCUGGCUGGGUACAAGACGGUGAAAGAGGCACUUGUCAACUACGCUGAAGAGUUUGGUGAAAGAGAUCCAAUGUUAAUAAUGCAGGAAUAUUAUCAGGGCCAUGGUGUUAUAUGGGCCAAUGGUGAUUCGUGGAAGGAGAUGAGGCGCUUUGCUUUGAGUAACCUGAGAGACUUUGGGAUGGGCAAGAAGGCGAGUGAGGACAAAAUCAUUGAGGAAUGUGACCACCUCCUUGAAGUGUUCAAGACAUUUAAAGGUGAAGCUUUUGAUUCAACCCUAAACAUGAACUAUGCAGUCUCUAAUAUUAUCUGCUCCAUUGUUUAUGGCAGCAGAUUUGAAUAUAAUGAUCCAGAGUUUAAAGCCCUGAUAGAUCGAACAAACAGAUACGUUGAACUUGUGGGCUCCCCGUCAAUACAGCUGUAUAACAUGUUUCCAUGGAUCGGUAAAUGGUUUAGUGGGAAGAAGGAAGUAGUGGAGAUAUUUGCUGCCAACAAGAAACAGAACUUAAAGCUGUUCAGUCGUUUGAAAGAGACCCUCAAUCCAGAGAUGUGCAGAGGCUUUGUGGACGCCUUUCUGGUCCGAAAGCAAAAUCUGGAGGAAUCUGGGAUUACCAACAGUUACUUCCACGAACUCAACCUUUUGCAGACAGUUAUUAAUCUUUUCGGGGCUGGCACUGAAACAACAGCAACUACUCUGAGAUGGGGACUUCUGUUUAUGGCCAAGAAUCCAAAAAUACAAGACCAGGUCCAGGAGGAGCUGAGAAGGGAGAUAGGAAGUCGUCAAGUGCAUGCUGAGGACAGGAAGAACAUGCCCUUCACCGAUGCUGUCAUCCAUGAGACACAGAGACUGGCCAGCAUUACCCCAAUGGCAGUGCCUCACAAAACGAACAAAGAUAUCACCUUCCAGGGUCACUUCAUUAAGAAGGGGACCACAGUAUUUCCUCUCUUAACAUCCGUCCUACAUGAUGAGAGUGAGUGGGAGAGGCCACACAGCUUUUAUCCUGCUCACUUCCUGGACAAAGACGGGAAGUUUGUCAAGCGGGACGCCUUCAUGCCUUUUUCUGCAGGUCGAAGGAUUUGUCUCGGAGAGAGUCUUGCCAGGAUGGAGCUCUUCCUCUUCUUCACCACCCUCCUGCAGCACUUCCGUUUCACUCCUCCUCCUGGAGUUUCAGAGGAUGAACUGGAUCUGACUCCACGUGUGGGCUUCACCCUCAGCCCUUCACCCCAUAAACUGUGUGCUGUUCCUGUAUUUGAGCAGUAGGGCUUGAAAAUGCUGCUUUGCUAAUUUUAUGCCUUUGACUUACUUCAAGAGACUAGAAUCUC